AGAGAGGGAGGAUCUGGGAGAGACGGACAGAGACAAAGGAGAGAGAGACGGGCAGGAAGGGAAAGAGACAGUACCUUGUUGGAGAGAGUUUUCCACGUGGGAAGAGAGUCAGCACGACAAGUCAAGUUAUGAAAGAGACAUUGGUCUGAACAAGAGUGCUCCAUGACAAAAGGACAACUGAAGAGACAGCAAGAAAGGGACUGCUUACACAGCCUAAUUACUACUAAUAAUUAGACAGUCGUGUAGAAGAAGAGACAGUCGCCCCUCUCCGCGUUAUGGACUGGUCAGGGAGUCACACUAAAUAGAGAACUGUCUCUUUUUCCAGCCCCACGUGGCUGUUUUUUUUUUUUUGGUUUUUUUUUUUUUACUUCUUUUCUGUCUCUGUCUCCAUCCCAUUGUAGUGUUUGUGACUGGCAGUUUCUUGGCAAUUCAGGUCAUCUCCCCCUUUUCACUUCAUCCCUGCCCCUGGCUGUCUCUUGACCUUUUAAGAGACACUCUCUGGCUGUCUCUUGCUUGAAAAUUAGCAGUCUCUUUGUAGACUUCCCUUGUUGCCUCAUGGCAGCUCUCAGUAGCCCAGGCUCCAGCCCCCACACCACUUCCCCCAAGGUGUACUUUCAGUCUCCCAGCGAGAGUGCUGAACAGCCAGAGAGACGGCAUCAGGGCAAAGUGACUGUCAAGUAUGACCGCAAAGAGCUCAGGAAGAGACUGCGCCUGGAGGAGUGGAUCCUGGACCAGCUGGUGGCCUUGUAUGACUGCCAGGAGGAGGAAAUUCCUGAACUGGAAAUAGAUGUGGAUGAAUUACUGGACAUGGAGACUGAUCAGGAGAGAGGAGAGCGGGUUAAGGAACUGCUGACUGACUGUUACAAACCAACAGAGGCCUUUGUUUCUGGAUUGCUGGAGAAGAUUCAGGGAAUGCAAAAACUGAGCACCCCUCAGAAAAAAUAAAGGGGAGGGAGCAGCACCCCCUAACCCUUCUGGCAGAAGUGCCAUUUCAGAGGCUGUCAGGGUCAUAGGAUCCCACUAUGGAUGGGUGGCUGCCGAAGGUUGGUGUGGAGUUGCAGCACAGGCGAUCCUCCAUUUAGUUUUUGUUUUUUCUAUGAAGUUUUUGUGUCUGGCUUUUUUUUUUUUUUUUUUUUUUUUUAAAUGGUCUUUUUUUAA
Messenger RNA from Pelobates fuscus (common spadefoot toad), 1158 nucleotides. RefSeq names its product protein phosphatase 1 regulatory inhibitor subunit 14B (gene PPP1R14B). Lineage: Eukaryota; Metazoa; Chordata; Amphibia; Anura; Pelobatidae. Bases 556 to 945 code for a protein of 129 amino acids. Gene Ontology annotation, molecular function: protein serine/threonine phosphatase inhibitor activity. The record is from RefSeq and is a predicted model, not a curated record. Gene Ontology annotation, cellular component: cytoplasm. The transcript has 4 exons. Gene Ontology annotation, biological process: regulation of phosphorylation; innate immune response.